Messenger RNA from Suillus subalutaceus, 219 nucleotides. RefSeq lists its product as uncharacterized. NCBI's taxonomy places the organism in Eukaryota, Fungi, Basidiomycota, Agaricomycetes, Boletales, Suillaceae. The annotation marks the transcript as partial. The record is from RefSeq and is a predicted model, not a curated record. The transcript has a single exon.
AUAGCACCAUUUACCUGGUUUGGUACCAAGGUCUGCUCCCUCGAUUUGGUAGCCGUGUUCAGGCUUUGCAUCGCUUUGAGACAGAUGAGGGAAAAUUCUCAUACCAAACAUCUGCGAACCGCUGGAGAGAAUAGAUUCGCACUUGCAGAGGAGAGGUCCUUUGCAAGAGACGCAUGUGCCAUGCUGACGAUUGUAUUUGGAGGAGAGGCUAUCAUAGGU